AUGGCGGACUCGACCACCACCACGCCGCCUAAAUCCGUCCACACCAUCGUGCUUGACGCCGGCCCCAUCCUCAAAAAUACCCCGCCGCUAUCCACCCUACUCGCACAAAGCGAGGAACUCCUCAUCACUCCGUCUGUGGUCGCCGAAAUCCGUGAUCCCGAUGCUCGCGCUCGAGUGGAAACCCUCUACCUACCAUUCUUGAAGCAGCGAUCCCCCUCUCCGAAGAGCGUGGCGAUCUUGAGCGAAUUUGCCCGCAAAACUGGUGACCGCUCCGUGCUGAGUAAAACCGAUAUCGAGGUCCUGGCGCUGGCCUAUGAGCUGGAGUGCGAGCGCAAUGGCGGCGACUGGCGACUACGGAGUGUUCCCGGUCAGAAACAGGUGAAUGGCAAGCCCCCCGUGAAGGAGGAAGAACAGAAGACCGAAGGCGAGCCCGAGUCAGCUGAGAUCAAUUCCUCCGCCCCUGAGAUGGAUACCGUGGCCGAGGACCUCAAGAAGACUUCGCUAGAGGGUGGUAACGAGGAGUCGCAAACAGAAACUCCUGCCGCUGCCACAGAGACGGCGAAGGAGGAUGCACCCGUCGAUCCCUCGGCGGCUCAGGCGCUCGAAGAAGAGCAAGAAGAGGAAGCCGAUGCUGCUGACGACGAAUCGGAUGGCGGAGAAUGGAUUACACCUUCGAAUUUCAAGAAGCGACAGGCUCGCGAUGAAGGAAGCUCCUCGGCAACCCCAGAGCCCAAGGUGAUGCAGGUCGCAACCAUGACAACUGAUUUUGCGUGCCAAAACGUCUUGCUCCAGAUGAACUUGAACCUGCUUUCGACAACCACCUUGCAAAGAAUCAGACACCUCAAAUCGUUCAUCAAACGCUGCCACGCUUGUUUCCUUACCACCAAAGACAUGAGCAAACAAUUCUGUCCUCGCUGCGGAAAGGACACCCUUACCCGUGUCUCUUGCACCACGAAUUCCAAUGGACAGUUUACGAUGCACCUGAAGAAGAACAUGCAGUGGAACAACCGGGGCAACAAAUUCAGUGUCCCCAAGCCCGUUCACGGAAGUUCCAAUGGAAAAUGGAAAGGUGGCGGUGGUAAAGGCGGCUGGGGAACAGAACUUAUCUUGGCCGAGGACCAGAAAGAAUACACAAGGGCCACGGCAGAGGAGAACCGAAGACUGCGCAAAGAGCGGGAUCUGAUGGACGAGGAUUAUCUCCCAGCUAUUCUGACCGGAGAACGAAGCAGGCAGGGAGGUCGCAUCAAGGUGGGCGCCGGCCGAAAUGUGAACUCAAGAAAGCGGUAA
Aspergillus melleus is the source of this 1287-nucleotide messenger RNA. It is a transcript of the gene nob1, whose product is annotated as rRNA-binding endoribonuclease. Gene Ontology annotation, molecular function: RNA endonuclease activity. The transcript has 2 exons. The coding region runs from base 1 to 1287 and encodes 428 amino acids. NCBI's taxonomy places the organism in Eukaryota, Fungi, Ascomycota, Eurotiomycetes, Eurotiales, Aspergillaceae. Gene Ontology annotation, biological process: maturation of SSU-rRNA; ribosomal small subunit biogenesis. Gene Ontology annotation, cellular component: preribosome, small subunit precursor. The record is from RefSeq and is a predicted model, not a curated record.